AUGUGUAAUGCGAAUCAAACCAGGCGUGCAUCUGAUGCGGAUGGCCCUUUCACAAUGAAAUACGUUGGGCCUGCUGACUUAGAAGCAGCUUUACUAGGAGCCUUCAAUAAAUACAUAAAUUUGACAGCUGCUAAGACUCCAACCACACAUACAGGGGCUAAGAAGAAUAAGGGGACUGGGUUGAAACAAAAUGAACCAGCACAUGCAUUCACCGACACAAUAAAAGACUCGAGUAAGGAUAUUUCCCUCAUAUCUGCUGCAGAAGAUUGCAGAACACUCUAUGUCGGCAAUGUAAGUACAGAGUCAUCAUCAGAAAAGAUCAAGUAA
This is a messenger RNA of Acanthoscelides obtectus, 327 nucleotides long. Lineage: Eukaryota; Metazoa; Arthropoda; Insecta; Coleoptera; Chrysomelidae. The record is from the annotation of a GenBank genome assembly.